AUGGCCUCCGUGUCCUUGUCUCUGGUCUUCCCCGGUCCCUCCCUCCCCUUCCUCCGGGGCUGGCCCUACCUGCGUCCCCUGUGUCGAGGGGCGGCAGCGGGCUGCCCCCACUCCUCCCAGUUUCCUCCGACAGAGGCCCCGCUGCAGACGCUUCACAUGGACGUGUGGGGCCCGGCCCGCGUCCGUGGACAGGGUCACGAGCGCUACUUCCUGCUGGUGGUUGACGACUACUCGCGUUACACCACAGUCUUCCCCUUGCGCAGCAAGGGUGAUGUCACUGAGGUGUUGAUCGACUGGAUCCGCGCAGCUCGUCUCCAGCUCAGGCAGAGCUUCGGCUCGGACUUUCCUGUUCUGCGUCUGCACUCUGACAGAGAUCAACCUUCACCCAGGGUCUCCAUGCCGGAGACCUCCCCAGCCUUGCUGUGGACGGGGAAGGUUGGCGAUGCGUCUGCGUUCCGUGUCUGGGGAUCUCGGGCGUUUGUCCGCGACUUGUCUGCGGACAAGCUGUCCCCUCGUGCUGCUCCUUGCGUCUUCCUUGGCUUCCCCCCUGAUGCGCCAGGGUGGCAGUUCUACCACCCCACCUCUCGCCGUGUUCUGUCCUCCCAGGACGUCACGUUUGACGAGUCGGUCCCCUACUACCGCCUCUUCCCCUACCGCACUCCGUCCCUCCCCCCGCCACCGCUCUUCCUUGUACCAGUCGAGCCUGUCGAGAUUACUGGUGACUCUGGUGCUGCUGAGGGUGCUGAGCCUGGGGGUGCUGACUCUGGGGGUGCUGAGCGUGUGGGUGCUACGCCUGGGGGUGCUGAGCCGGAGGGUGCUACUACUGGGGGUCCUGAGCCUGGGGCUGGGCCUGCUCGUGUGGCGUCUGGCGGUGCUGAGCCUGGAGGUUCUCCGGGUGCUUCGUCUCGGCGGGAGCCACUCUCUCCACAGGAGCUGCGCGAGUGGUUUGCCCGACGCUGGAGGCGUGCUGCUGGAGCUGGAGGUUCUUCGGCUGCUGAGGGUGCUGGUGCCGUGGGUCCCGGAGGCGGUCCUGUUGGGGGUACUACUGGUGCGGCUGGAGGUCCCGGAGCUGGAGGUGCUGCUGGCGCUGGUGCUGCCGCUGGGGGUACUGGUGCUGUCCCUGCUGUGUCUGGAGUCGCCGCGCGGCCUCGGCCGUACUUCGUUCCGCUCCUUCAGCAGGUUCUUGGUCUCCCGCCUUCUACUGGUCCUCCUCCUCCCUUAGAGUGUCCACAGCCUGUCCCGUCACAGUUCCAGUUACAGCCGGCCUCCCCACUGCCCGCUCCCUCUCCCUACACUAGUCCUACUGGAGGUCUUGCUGAGCGUCGUGAGCCUGCAUCCCGCCCUGCGUCGCCUGUCCGUGCUGCUCGCACUAGUGGUCGUGGUUCGCGUCAGCGUCCUCCUCCUGUCCCUGGCACGCACCGGAUGUCUCUGCGUCCGUCCACUGCUCCUCUGCGUGCCCCUUUGCCUUCUCCUCCUGAGUCCUCUCUUCUUGCUCUUCCUGACCCGGAGUCGGACUCUCUUCGUGCUGCCAGUCCUACUGUCACACGUCUCCUUGCUACUGUUGUCACUGACCCUUCCUUUGUGUCCACUGCUGCGUCUGCCCUAGUUACUGAGCUCGUCGACUUUGCUGCUCGCUGUCGUCUAGACUACGCUGCUAGUCUUGUUGCUGAGUCUGUCUGUCCUCCGUCCGUCGGGGGUGAGUGUGCCCUUGGCACGGACGUCCUUGAGGACAGGCAGGAGGAGUUCCAGUGUUUGGCUGCUGCUUCACCUCAUCUCGUGUCCGUACUGCUUACCCCUGAGGGAGACCCGGAUGCACUUGACAUCCCGACUCCGCGCUCUUACGCGGAGGCGAUAGAGGGUCCCUACUCCUCUCAGUGGCAGGCAGCUAUGGACGCAGAGAUGGCUUCCUGGAAGUCCACAGGCACCUACGUUGACGAGGUUCCCCCGCCUGGGGCGAACAUCGUCAGUGGCAUGUGGAUUUUCAGGGUGAAGCGGCCGCCGGGUUCUCCGCCUGUCUUCAAGGCGCGUUACGUGGCUCGUGGCUUUAGUCAGCGGCAGGGAGUUGACUACUUUCAGACCUUCUCUCCCACCCCGAAGAUGACCACUCUUCGGGUACUGCUGCACGUAGCUGCUCACCGCGACUACGAGCUACACUCUCUUGACUUCAGCACUGCUUUCUUGCAGGGUAGCCUGCACGAGGAGAUCUGGCUGCGCCGCCCACCUGGCUUCACUGGGUCUUUUCCUCCUGGCACCUAG
Molecule: messenger RNA, 2256 nt
Organism: Closterium sp. Naga37s-1
Lineage: Eukaryota; Viridiplantae; Streptophyta; Zygnematophyceae; Desmidiales; Closteriaceae
Source: the annotation of a GenBank genome assembly